Messenger RNA from Nasonia vitripennis (jewel wasp), 3093 nucleotides. Its product is annotated as neprilysin-2-like. Bases 300 to 2546 code for a protein of 748 amino acids. The record is from RefSeq and is a predicted model, not a curated record. Gene Ontology annotation, cellular component: plasma membrane. Gene Ontology annotation, molecular function: metalloendopeptidase activity. Lineage: Eukaryota; Metazoa; Arthropoda; Insecta; Hymenoptera; Pteromalidae. The transcript has 10 exons. Gene Ontology annotation, biological process: protein processing.
CCGCGUGUGUGUUCCUGCGCGCGGCUCGCGCGUACACUGCAUCAGAGCAGCUCACCGCAUCAGUUCAAAAUCCGAGCUCGCGCGCGACUGACUACUGCUAUAUACAUCAUACUCCCGCUCCGAUAAAAAUACGCUUAGAUCUUUUCCCGGCUGUGUGCGGCCGGCGAGUGUGAUUGACGUAUUUUAUUAUCAGCUCGCGACUUUCUGCCGCUUUUCGAGGCUCUAAUGAAGCAGUCGUCGUCUUGAGAGCUGUACUGGCCGUAUCGCGCGACGCUCCUCCGGCAUCAUCGCUCUCGACAAUGACCGUCGCUUCCAACGCCUUCAGCAAGGCGUUCAGCCGACCGAAGGGGAUCCCCUCGUUCGCGGUCUUGGCCGUUCUCGGAGUCCUUGUUGCCAACUCCGUGACGUGUUUCGCUGCCUUCAAUGUCGCCGAGUACGUGAAACAUGGAAGAAGCUUGGGAGAAAGACAUGUUCACAAAAGAGCAGCUGUGCCCAAGACGAUAUGCGAAACGCCAGGAUGUAUCCAUGCAGCCUCGUCAAUUUUGAGCUACAUGGACAGCACGGUGAACCCCUGCGACGACUUUUACCGCUUCGCCUGCGGCAACUUCGUGAAGAACUCCGUCAUCCCCGACGACAAAUCCAAGGUCGACAUCUUCAGCGCGAUCAACGACAAGCUCCAGGAGCAGCUGAGGAUCAGCAUUCAGGACGGAAUCAAGGAGAGCGACCCCCGAGCUUUCAAGCUCCUGCAGACUUACUACAAGACCUGCAUGGACACCGCGCAAAUUGAAAAGACGAGCGAUAACGACUUCCGGGAAAUCCUGAAGAAGCUCGGCGGCUGGCCCGUUUUGGAAGGCAAGUCAUGGGACGAAUCGAGCUUCGACUGGAAGAAGGCGGUCUACAAGUUCCGCAACACCGGCUACUCCAUCGACUACUUUAUCGACUUCGAAGUCGAAGUCGAUAUGAAGAACAAUAGCCGGCGCGUUAUUAAUUUGGAUCAAGCCUCGCUGGGAAUCCCGCAGGAGUACUUGUCGAAAGGCCUGAAGGAAAAAGUCGUUCAGGCUUACUACAAGUACAUGGUCGACUUUGCGGAAAUCUUCGGAGCGAAUCGCGAGCAGGCCAAGAAGGAACUCGCCGAGUCGCUCGACUUUGAAAUCGAACUUGCGAAGAUCUCCCUGCCGAGCGAGAAGCGCCGCGACAUGAGCAAGCUGUACAACCCGACGAGCGUGAAGGAGCUCGAGUCCAAGUACCCGGGCAUCCCCUGGGCGGAGUACGCGAACGAGCUCCUGUCGCCCCACGCGAAGGUCCGGGGCAGCGAGGAGGUGAUCGUCGUGGUGCCGAGCUUCCUCGAGGCCUUCGCCGGGCUGAUGAACAAGACGCCGAAGCGCGUGCUGGCCAACUACGCGAUGUGGCGCGUCGCCGGCGAGUCGGCCGGUCUGAUGGGCGAGCGCGUGCAGAAGGCCCAGAGCGAGUUCGAGGCCUCGCUCACCGGGACCAGCGUCAAGGAGCCCAGGUGGAAGGAGUGCGUCGGCUACGCGGCCAACAGCCUCUACAUCGCCACCGGGGCGCUCUACGUCAGGAGGCACUUCGACGAGAGCGCCAAGGCCAACGCCAUGGAGAUCAUACAGAACAUCCGCAAGAGCUUCGAGCGCAUCCUCGAGCAGCUGAACUGGAUGGACGAGAAGACGAGAAAGGCGGCCCUGGAGAAGCUCGACUGGAUUCAGCCGCACAUCGCCUACCCGGACGAGUUCCUCGACGACAAGAAGCUCGACGGCUACUACCAGUACCUGAAGAUGUACCCCGACAGCUACCUCAAGAGUCAGCUCAGCCUGAGGCUCUUCAAGCUGGCCUACGACUUCGAGCAGCUGAGGAAACCGGUUAACAAGACCGACUGGAUUUCCCACGGGCGAUCGGCCAUAGUCAACGCCUUCUACGACCCGACCGAGAACAGCAUACAAUUCCCCGCGGGCAUCCUGCAGGGUGAGUUCUUCACCAACGACAGGCCGAAGUACCUUAACUACGGCGGCAUAGGUUAUGUCAUGGGCCACGAGAUGACCCACGGCUUCGACGACCAAGGACGUCAGUUCGACAAGGAGGGAAACCUGGUCGAGUGGUGGGAACCCGAAACCAAGAACAAGUACCUAGAGCGGGCCCAGUGCAUCAUCGAUCAGUACAGCAACUACACGGUCAAGGAAGUCGGUCUCAAGAUCAACGGCAUCAACACCCAGGGCGAGAACAUAGCGGACAACGGCGGCAUCAAGGAGGCCUACCUAGCCUACAACGAGUGGGAGCGAAGCAGCGCUCAGCAGGAGGCUCGUCUGCCGGGUCUGCAGUACAGUCCGCAGCAGAUGUUCUGGAUCGGCGCUGCCAACGUCUGGUGCAACAAGUACCGGCCCGAGGCCCUCAAGGCUCGCGUCAUCACCGACCCGCACAGUCCCGGCGAGUUCCGCGUGAUCGGGCCCAUGUCCAACAUGCCCGAGUUCGCCAAGGACUUCAACUGUCCACUCGGCUCGCCCAUGAACCCCGCGAAGAAGUGUUCCGUUUGGUAAACUCUCUCCCCUCAUUCAUAAUCUCCUCCUCGCUUCAUGUCCAAUAUAUCAUAUCUAUCCACCGUGUCCUGUAUUUUGGCUGUCUAUAUGUGCGUUAUAUACCCAUACGCGCCAGGAUUCCGCGGGUUCAAACCGGUCGCCGCCGCGACGAGCGGAGCUUCGGGGUCGAAGACGGCAGUCACUGCAGUGCUCUGCUGACUCUGGCAUUAGACGUCAUACUAAAAUAAAAGUCUUUUUUAGAUCUCUUCAGCUGAGAGCUUUGUAUUUUUUAAGAGGACGACUCGAGGUGGUGCAGAUUGUGCUCCUAUACCUAAUACUUAGCUGCAGGCUCAGCUGUACCGGUACAUCUAUACAACACUGGUAGUACCUUAUAUAGGUGCUGAGGUGCAGCACGCUGAUCGAUUAGAUUGCACCGUUAUGAUAUACACGAAAAGCAACGAUAAUAUACUCGCUAAUUAAAAUUUCAUUUAUGAGCGUUACGCCUAUUAUACACUUAUUUGUAUUGAUUUGAAUGAAAAUGAAUUAAAGGAUUUUAAUAUGCUACAUA